UAUUCAUUUUUUCCACGAAUUUUAGGUGACCCGCCAUUAGUGCAUAGCCCACUUUCUCCAAAGAAAAUUCUACUCUAUAUGCUGAACACUGUAUUGGAAUAUAGUAUGAUUUCUUUUUUGCACAGUUUCCAAUACACUCCCUUUUCUCUUUACUUAUGAAUGAAAAAUCAUUGCCGAGUUGAAAAAUUAUAUACUAUGAUCAAAUUCAAACCCCACUUCAGUUACGUAGAUAUUUUGUUGUCUACUCUGUAUACUUUGAUGAUCAAGAUUUAUGGGUUCUUCUGCAAAUAUGUGUGCAGGAAGGGAGAUGAAGUUGUUGUUGUGUCUGAUGAUUCCACUGUGUUUUUGCCACGUGGGAUUUCUGAGGAAGAUGGUUUAGAUUUGCAGGAGAGUAGAAAAGAUGAAGAUGGAAUUGUUGCAACUGUUUUCUUGCAGAGUGAGUGUAAGUUUGUGCGUAGCGAAAACAUGAUUGAAUACUUUGUCGAACAGCCGCAAACGGAGGAAUUCGUGGUCGAAGAAAUGUUUGUCGGAUCAAACGAGGUUCGUGUCGGAAGUGAUGAUAGUUUUGAUUGCGAAAUUUCUCGGAAAUCGGAUAAGAAAAUACUCGGAUUCGGAGACGAAGACGAAGAAGAAUCGGGCUCUUCGUUUCGUUUUAGCUUGUUCGAUGCUUCUCUCUCUAGAAAUGAAGUAGUUUGUGAGGAGAGAGAGGAACUAAGUUGUGUUCAAGAUGAAGAAAUUAUGGAGGAACAUGAUUUUUCGUAUGAGGUUGAAUUGAUUCCGUUUAAUAGAAAAAACGAGUCCGGAAAUUGGAUGAGUGAUUUUCUCGAUCGAGAUCGAGAUAUCGAACAGCGCAAACCAAGAUCCGACGAUGGUUCGGAUGACGACGACGAUGAUUACAUAGAAUUGGAACUUAUGUGUGUCAAAGAUGAGGAAUUAUUAUUAUUACAAAAACAGGAUAUUAUACAGAGUGAAGCUGUAAUAACAACAGCGUUUUCGGACAGUUCAGACGAAGAGAAAAAUCGUUGCGAUUCAGAUUCUGAUUCAGAUGACGAAGAAGAAGACGAGGAUGUGUUGUCGGAGCAUGAGAAUUUAGUUCAACAGAUGAAAAUGGAGCUCAAGAAUUGUAGUAGAAUCAAAGGGCUCCCGACUAUAUCGGAAGAAUUUGAAACUCCUAAAAUUGAAGAAGAUUUGUUGAAACCCCUGCAAAUUGAUCGGAAAAUCGAGUACAAAGAUGUAAUCAACGAAAUUCAAAAUUUCUACAAGUGCUACACGGACAAAAUGCGUAAACUCGAUAUUCUUAAUUACCAGACUUUACAGGCAAUUAGUUUUCUUCAGCUGAAAGAGUCUGAAGUACUUACCGCAUGCAAGAAAAAGGCUGAUUAUUUAACGCCUUCGAUUUUACCGAAAUUUUUGAAACGGAAAGUGCAGAGAGUCUACGCAGAUCCAAUGCAAAAAUCGAUCAAAGAGAUGCACCGUGACUUGGAAUUGAUAUACGUAGGAAAACUUUGUCUCUCGUGGGAAAUUCUUUGCUGGCUUUAUGUGAAGGGACAAGAAUUGAUGGACUACGAUUCUCAAGGGCAUAAUCAUUCUUACAAUCGAGCGGCCGAGGAUUUUCAACAAUUUCAAGUACUUAUGCAGAGAUUCAUCGAAGACGAACCCUUUCAAGGAAAUAGAAAUCAGAAUUAUGUUAGGAGCCGUUGCAUGAUUCGUAAUCUUCUUCAUGUCCCGACUAUCAAAGAUGAUUGUUCGAAGGCGAAGAAGGAAAUAAAAGAAGAAACGGAUGCAAUUUCACUUAAACAAUUGGUGGAAAUGAUUAAAGAAUCGAUGCUGAUUUUCCGUGAAUUCAUUUUUGCCGAUAAAAAGGCGACGAGAAACGCUGUCCUAAAGGGUAUUCAAGAACCUCAAAACUCCGAGCUUUUAGUCGAUGUUGUCUCAAAACUUCAAAAGAAGGAGAGAAGAAUUCAAGAGCAUAUUAGAAGUCGAAACUGCAUAGUUACGAAGUUGAGAAAAAGUCAACGGGAAUGCGACGAAACAUCGACAAGUGAGGUGGAGUUGAGAUUGGUGUGUAGGGUGCUGAAUGUGUCAAACUUAACAAGAGAACACUUACUAUGGUGCCAUAACAAACUUGACAACAUUAGUUUUGUAGGGAAAAAGGUUCAUUUGGACACAUCUUUUUUGCUUUUCCCAUGUUAAAAUUAUGUUUUUUUUCACUUCAUUUUGCUUAGUAAUUAAUACUUGUAAAUGCAAGGUUUUAGAGAUAAAGGAGAAAAAAUAUAUGUGAAGUCUCAAACUUUUAUGCAGUUGUGUUAUGUAUGUAUUUAGGAAGGAGAGAAAUAGUUCAAUGGUUUGUAUUAUUACAUUUUAGUAUUUUACGAUCGUUAUUAUAAUCCGUUAAAAAGAACUUA
Molecule: messenger RNA, 2405 nt
Organism: Erythranthe guttata (spotted monkey flower)
Lineage: Eukaryota; Viridiplantae; Streptophyta; Magnoliopsida; Lamiales; Phrymaceae
Source: RefSeq, a predicted model, not a curated record